Molecule: messenger RNA, 8705 nt
Organism: Oryzias melastigma (Indian medaka)
Lineage: Eukaryota; Metazoa; Chordata; Actinopteri; Beloniformes; Adrianichthyidae
Gene: ncor1
Product: nuclear receptor corepressor 1
Biological process (GO): negative regulation of transcription by RNA polymerase II
Molecular function (GO): nuclear thyroid hormone receptor binding; transcription corepressor activity
Source: RefSeq, a predicted model, not a curated record
UAGGACUUCGACCGACAAAUGCGGCGCAGCCUUUACUUGGCUCAGUCGUUCACAACCCGCGGAUUUAUAGUCAACACUUUACGCUGUUAUCCACCCGGGUCCUUGAUUCCCAGCUUUAGAAUCUCCAGAUAUGCGGGGGGUCUGUGUCUCCAGCUUCAUGUUGUGAUUAGUGAAGCCUCAACAGUCUGGUAGAACUCACCCAAGAUGUCCAGCAGCUCGGGCUACCCCCCCACCCAGGGGACUUUCAGCAGCGAGCAGAGCCGAUACCCACCCCACUCUGUCCAGUACACACUUACGGGCUCACGCCACACACAGGAGUCUCAGUACAUUGUCAAAGUGGAGUCACCAUCUGCUGGUGGACCUACCCUACACAUGGGUGAAGAACAGGACACUUCUCCUUCCAAGCUGUCCAAGGAGGAGUUGAUCCAGAGUAUGGAUCGUGUGGACAGAGAGAUCGCUAAAGUGGAGCAGCAGAUUUCAAAGCUGAAGAAGAAGCAGCAACAACUUGAGGAGGAAGCAGCAAAGCCGGUGGAACCGGAGAAGCCCGCGACCCCUCCCCCGGUGGAGCACAAGCACCGCAGCAUUGUCCAGAUCAUCUAUGAUGAAAACAGAAAAAAAGCAGAAGAGGCCCAUAAAGUUUUGGUAAACCUUGGUCCCAAAGUUGAACUGCCACUGUAUAACCAACCAUCCGACACAAAAGUGUAUCAUGACAACAUCAAGACAAACCAGGUCAUGAGAAAAAAGCUGAUUUUAUUUUUUAAGAGAAGGAAUCAUGCACGUAAACAAAGGGAGCAGAAGAUCUGCCAGCGCUAUGACCAGCUGAUGGAAGCAUGGGAGAAGAAGGUGGAGCGCAUGGAGAACAAUCCCAGACGCAAAGCCAAGGAGAGCAGAACGCGGGAAUAUUACGAAAGACAGUUCCCAGAAAUCCGCAAGCAGAGGGAACAGCAGGAACGCUUCCAGCGAGUUGGCCAAAGAGGAACAGGUCUGUCUGCAACAAUUGCAAGAAGCGAGCAUGAAAUUUCUGAAAUCAUAGAUGGUCUCUCUGAGCAAGAGAACAACGAGAAACAGAUGAGACAGCUGUCAGUCAUUCCUCCUAUGAUGUACGACUCGGAGCAGAGGAGGGUGAAGUUCAUCAACAUGAACGGCCUGAUGGAUGACCCAAUGAAGGUGUACAAAGCCCGGCAGUUCAUGAAUGUUUGGACAGAGCAUGAAAAGGAGAUCUUUAAGGAGAAGUUUGUACAGCACCCGAAAAACUUUGGCUUGAUUGCUACAUAUCUGGAGAGAAAAAGUGUGGCUGACUGUGUCCUGUUUUACUACCUGACAAAAAAGAACCAAAACUAUAAGACACUGGUGAGACGGAACUAUGGAAGACGGAGAGGAAGAAAUCAGCAAAUAACACGUCCCUCACAGGAAGAUAAGACAGAGGACAAGAACGAAGAGGACAAAUCUGAAAAAGUCGAGAAAAAAGAGGAGGAGGAGAAGAAGGACGAGGAAGAGAAAGAUGAAAAGGAGGAUUCUAGGGACAUCGGCAAGGACAAGGACAAAUGUGACGGUGGGGAGGACGAGGACGGAAAAGAGCAAAACGCACCGCGUGGCAGGAAGACCGCCAAUAGCCAGGGCCGCCGUAAAGGAAGAAUCACCACGCGCUCCAUGGCCAAUGAGGCUGCAUCGGUGGCAGCUGAGGAGGCUCCUCCCCCUGCCCUUGAGCCCGCUGUGGCAGAUCCUGCUCAGCUCUCCAAGUCUGACCCAGCACAGAAGGGGGCCAAGGAGGCAAACAAACCUGGGACUCCAGUAGCUUCAGUGGAUACUAAAGCUGGUGCCGGGGAAACAGGAGAAACUUCUCGCUGGACUGAGGAGGAGAUGGAGGUUGCCAAAAAAGGGCUGGUUGAGCAUGGCCGAAACUGGAUUGCCAUAGCCAAAAUGGUGGGCACAAAAAGUGAGGCACAGUGCAAAAACUUCUAUUUCAAUUACAAGCGGCGUCACAACUUGGACAACCUUCUGCAGCAGCAUAAACAGGAUUCUCGGAGGGCACGUUCUGAUAGAUCUCAAAGGGAAGGCCAAGCCAUGGCAUCACCCGAUGAUGAUGAGGACAACGCCGAUGAAAGUGAAGGUGGUGAGAACAGCUCCGACACAGAGAGUGCCCCCUCUCCCUCCCAGGCUGACUCCUCAAAAGUUGCUGACUCUAAGCAAGUGGAGAGUACCACAGCAGACACUCUGAGCACAGACAGUGACAAGGAUCUAACCAGCAAUGGAAAAGCUACAGAGCCCCCUUAUGGGGAACUUCGUGUCAAGCAAGAGAAAAGUCCAGAGAGGGAAAUGGGAUCUCAGGAAGAUAAGACGAGAGUGGUUGCUUUUCCUGGUCCACUACACCCCAAAACUGAGCCUCAAGAUGUAGACAUGAAAGUUGGAGAGGUUCAGGUCAAGAUGGAGCCUGAAGUUAAGGAAAAGGUUGAAAAAGGAGACCAUGGUGAGAGGCAGAGGGACCUCCACUCUGAUAAUGACUCAAGUGCAACCUGCAGUGCAGAUGAAGAGGUGGAGGCGGAGCCUGAUAGACAGAGAAUGUACCCCAUGGAAAAACCGAUGCUGCGCAGCCCUCCUGGCUCUGUGCUUGUGCCUUCACCCAAGCAAGCCCACUUCAGCAUGCAGCAGAUGCAGCACCGUGCAGCCAACAUCCCUCCCAUGGUGCCUGGUCCCUAUGGCCCCGGUGGCGUUUCCAUCACUGGUUUUGCGAUGUUUCAACACCAGAUCAAAGCAGUGCAUGACUCCGCCCACCAGGAGGAGAAGCAGAGGCAGGAUCUGGGAGACCUGGAGCGCAGACCUCAUUACAACACGCGAAGCCCCACUGUGAUGGACAGAGAUGUUCUCCAUCCUUCUCCAAAUCCGCUGGCCCAAAGUAUGAACGAAGGUGUUCGCGUGACGUUCCCCAGGCACAAUCGACCUCCAAACAUUCCCUCUCCUCCUCCCCUCAUUCCAACCACGAAGCCCACAGAUAAACCCUCCUUCAUCCAAGGAGGCUCCAUCUCCCAGGGCACUCCUGGAACAUAUCUCCCGUCCCAUGCUGUCUAUGGUCCUGAGGGGACGAAGAGCUCUGUAGGCUCCAUCUCUCUGGGUCUGCCUCGACAGCUGGAUCCCCACAAGCCUGGAAAUGCAGUUUCAUCUCUGCAGGACAACAGAGGCAGCUCUGCCAAAGGGAGUGAAGGCCUCGCUUUCAGAGGAUCAAUCACCAAGGGGACUCCGGCCCUUCCUCAGUCCAAUGUGGCUGCUGACCUCCUGAAGGGCACGAUCACAAAGCUCACUCCAGAGGACCUGAGCAGCCCAGACAAGACUAAAGGUCAUGUCAUCUAUGAAGGCAAGAGUGGUCACAUCCUCUCCUAUGAUGCUAUAAAGAAUCCGAGGGAGAACACCCGCAGCCCCAGAAUAGGCCACGAGUUAAAACGCUCCCAUGACAUGAUGGAGAGUUCCAUGGGUCGAGGACACCCCGGCAGGGAGGGGGCUCCAUUUGAAGGGCUAAUUAGCAGAGCCUUGCCCAGAGAAGGUCUCCAUGGCGACUCAAAGGAACGACCACUGGCCUCUGGGUCCAUCAUGCAUGGGACACCAAGAACAGCCACUGACUCAUAUGAUGAUGCCAUGAAGUAUGGGAAGCAGAUGAGGAUGGAGAGCCCACCAGUCCGAUCUUUUGAAGGGUCUAUUGGCAAAGGCAAGCCCUAUGAGGGAGUCAACACCAUCAAAGAGAUGGGGCGCUCCAUCCACGAAAUCCCUCGACAGGACCAGUCUGCUCAGGACAUGUGCAAGACCCCUGAGCUGGUAGACAGGAGGGUGAUGGAGGGCUCCAUACCUCAGAUUCACUCUCUGGGCCAGCCUGCCAUCAAGCACAAUGUCAAGUCAUUAAUCACUAGUCCGAACAAGAUGCCCCACACCAUGCCCCAGCUCGAGGCAAUAGACCGAGCCAAAUAUGAGGAGAGUAAGGCGGUGCGGCACACCUCUGUGGUUAACUCCACCACGUCUGUCCUGCGCUCUACUCACCAGGAGGCUGGCAAAGCUCAGCACAGUCCGAGCAUGUACGAGGACUCCAGUGCUCGCAGGACCCCUGUGAACUACAGCACCAAUCCUGUUUCCAGAGGAUCACCCAUGCUGCGAUGUCCAGAUGGUGUCAUGAGCUCUGCCAAGUCUGCUGCUCAUGACAGAAAGAGUGCCAUGACCCCGACACAAAGGGACAGUGUCCCGGCCAAGUCCCCGGUGUCAGGUGGCGAUCCCGUAGCCUCUCAUAGCCCCUUCGACCCCCACCACCGGCCUGUUGUUCCAGGAGAAGUGUACAGGGCUCACAUGCUUCCACACCUGGACCCCAGCCUGGCCUUCCACAGGGGGCUGGAUCCUGCAUUCAUGUUCCCCAGGCAGCCGUCCCCAACAGGAUACCAUAACACCUAUCAGUUGUACGCCAUGGAAAACACGCGUCAGACCAUCCUCAGUGAUUAUAUCACAUCCCAGCAGAUGCAAGUCAUCCCUCGGCCAGAUAUGGCAAGAGGACUGUCUCCAAGGGAGCAGGCUGUUGCAGUCCCUUACCCAGCCAACGCUCGAGGGAAUAUUGAUCUAGCCCAGAUGCCUCCAACUAUCCUGUUGCCUCAUCCUGGGGGAACAGGUGCUCCCACUUUGGAACGCACCUCCUACCUCACUGGAGCUCAGCCCCCUUUCCCUCCUAGGGCUUUCAACCCAACUUCCAUUUCACCAGGUCAUCCAGUCCAUCUGGCCACCAGUGCUGAGAGGGAGGAGCGGGAGAAGGAGCGGGAGCACCGCGAGAGGGAGCGAGACCGGGAAAUAAGAGAGAGGGAGCGAACCAGUGAAUACAUGCGUGGAAGUGGGCAGGAGCAGCCAGUUCGACCAGGAAGUCGAGGUUACCUGCACUCCCCAUCUCCCUCGCUCAGGACACAGGAUGUGGUGGUGCAGCAGAGACCAAGUAUCUUCCAGGGAAAGAGUGUCAUCACCUCUUUAAUGGCUCAUCCACCUCCAGCAACAUCAGCAUCCCAGAGUAGCUCCCGCUUCAGCACAGCAGCAGACGCUCUGGCUGCCUUGGUGGACGCAGCCGCCUCUGCUCCUCAGAUGGACGUCUCCAAGGUGAAGGAGAGCAGGCAAGAACCGGACGAGGAAAUGGCCACAUCGGUUGCGGGCAGGCGGGCACCCAGCCGCUCAGAACAGCAGCAGGAGGCAGAAAGGCGAUCUCUGCACUCGCCGUAUAGUGCCAUGUCUUUGCCAGGUGGCAAGCCCCAUCCAGCUUACCCCGAGGGCCCGGGUAGCGGGGCAAAGGAUAAGGUUCCUCAAACCAAGUCCCGCAUCGAAGAGGAGCUUCGGACUCACGGAAAGACAACUAUUACAGCUGCUAGCUUCAUCGAUGUCAUCAUCACUCGCCAGAUAGCUUCAGACAAGGACUCCCGUGAACGAGGCUCGCAGAGCUCGGACUCCUCCAGCAGUUUAUCGUCUAUUCGAUAUGACAACUCCACUGGAGGAGCCAUUGAGGUGAUAAGCCCUCCCAGUUCCCCAGUCCAAUCCCAUCAGGACAAACCAGAAGAGGGGCAACAACAAGCAGGAGUCAGCAUGCGGCCUUUCGAGAUGAGCCGAUAUCGACCUUCAGGGGAGCCCCACCAGCCUGCCCCCUCCCAAGCAGAUAGCUACUCUCAGGUCCCUAAAACUCACAGGGUCAUGACCUUGGCUGACCAUAUUUCACACAUUAUCACACAGGACUUUGCCAGAAACCAGGACCCUCCGGUCUCUUCUUCAGCUUCUGCCACAUUCCAGAGCUCAGUUCCACCUGUGUCAUCGUCGGGUCGGGUCAAGGGUCCUAGUCGGUACAGUCCUGAGAACCAGGUCCCUGCUUCACUCCACCAAAGGCCAUCUAGCAGGAUUUCUCCAGAGAAUCCCCCCGACAAGCCCAGAGUGAGGCCUGGUAAAUCUCCAGAAAGAGGAGGCAGACAGAUGGAGAGCUAUGAACCAAUUUCUCCCCCGCAGGGAUAUCAAGCCAUGGACAAACUGGAGGGAGGCGGGCCUCCAUCCCAAAGACGAGAGGCUGACAACUCUGAGCUCAGGAGUGACUCACGGUCUCCAGGAAGUGUCAGCUACCUGCCUUCCUUCUUCACCAAGCUAGAGAAUACGUCGCCAAUGGUUAAAUCCAAGAAGCAGGAAAUCUUUCGUAAGUUGAACACCUCUGGUGCUGGUGAUUCUGAUGUGGGAAAUACACAACCAGGCACAGAAAUUUUCAACUUGCCUGCUGUUACCAGCUCCAGUAACAUUAACCCAAGAAAUCCGUCCUUCAGUGACCCGGCCAGUAACCUGGGUCUGGAGGACAUCAUCCGCAAGGCUUUAAUGGGCAACUUGGAGGAAAGGCAGGAUGAACACCAGGGAGGAGGGGGCCCUGUGGCCAUCAGCAACACGUCUGCCACUGAUGCCCGCCAGGAGGCCAGUCCAUCCCCCAGUAUGGGGAAGCAGAAGCAGAGCAAAGCAAACAGCCGAAAAUCCAAGUCGCCUAACCUGACUCAGACGUAUCCUGGAGGGGAGCGUCCCUCCUCAGUGUCGUCUGUCCACUCUGAAGGUGAUUAUCACAGAUCAACCCAGCAACAGUGGAGCUGGGAUGACCGACCUUCAUCCACAGGUCCCAUGCAGUUUCCAUGCAAUCCACUGACCAUGCGCAUGCUGAGCAACACGCCACCCACCUCCAUGGCCUCUCCCUCAAUCCAGAGCCAGCAGCAGCAGCCGCAGGCACCCCCUGCUGGAGGCCAGCAGCGAGUGUGGCAGUCUCUGCUGUCAGAGCAAUACGAGACCCUGUCUGACAGCGACGAUUGAACGCCGCGCCGAGAUCUCAACCAGGAGGCUCGUCUGCUCAUGCCCCCCACUCCCAGAAACAACCUUGUUCCUUGGAAAGUUAGAGGUAGAUGGGGCAUGUCCUUUUUUUUUUUUUUUUGGUGCUAUGGCGCCCCCUGGCUGUAUGCUAUGCUGCAACAAGUGAAAGGCGAGACUCUUCUGAACUCACCGAGCCUGUCGGAGAAACAAUUGUCAACUGAGUUGAUAACAAAGGUUUUAGUCAAAAAGAUCUUAAAAUGUAAAAAGAAAAUAAGAAGCUAUUUCUGAAUUGUGUCUGAUUUCUGUAAAGAAAUACUUUGUCUUUGAGAAAAUCGUCUUCUGUAAAUAGAGUAACUUUUUGCAGUGUUUUUCUUAACUUGAUUCUUAUUUUAAUGUUGCUUUAAAUUGAUCCACUUUAAAUGGGAAGAGCAAGGGUUAAAUCUUCAUCAAUGCAGUUGCCCCCCAGUCAACAUCCCCCCUUCACUGAACCAUCAGAAAUUGGGAACGAACAAAACCUGGACCUGCUAACGAAUACUUGACCGUGAGUGGAUCACCGUAUGUGCCAUCCACCAGACAACCACCACCGCCUGGAGGAUGGAGCACCACCGACAUCCAAGCUCUCUCCGCCAGAGCAGCAGAGAAAAGGGGUCAGACAAAGGUUUAAACACUGGUGUUAAAGCUGGAAGUGACAGAUGUAAGCGUACAUGAAAUGAUAUCUUCAUAACUACUUCUGUUCCCUGACGGAAAGAUGAAAAUGAGCCAAUGUUUUUGUUUUUUUCCUUUUCCCUCCGUUAAUACUCGUCUCGCCUCUGCAAGGUCAUUUUCAAACACAAGGAUGUCAGGAAGUUUUUCUUUUAUGGGGGGAUGCUUUUUUCACACCUUGUAACUUGAGAAAGACGGCAGCUUUAACUCAUUUUUCUCAGAGAAAUACAUAUGUGUUUGAUAUUUUGAUUUGUCUCUCUGGUCUCUUUUUGGUUUUUUCCUUUGAUACUGUCCUGAUAAACAUCUGAACUAUGUAAAGUGUCUUUUCAUAACACAAAAAAGACAAAAACUAACCAAACCUAAAGAGUUAUCUGCACCAUUGUUGCACUUUCUUUGCAUUGUGUUUUUGACACCAAAAGGCAUACUACCUGCUGUGUAACUUAUUCUGCUUCCAGCCCACUACUAUGCUAAGAUGUGCUUCAUUUUUCCCAACACUGGCAGAAAUCUGGAUAGUUGAGCCUCCUGUCUUCUCUUACAGCUCAUACAUAAUAUUUUGAUGUUCCACCUGCAUCAAAGUUGCAGUUUUUUGUGCAUGGUACAAUUAAAUAUGUAGGAGUUUGCCGUCAUGGUGAUUCGAAACCAUGACCACUUAAUCUCUGUUUUCAUUGUUUUAAUUAAAGGACAUAAAGCUUUGAAAAUGACUUCUCUUGGUCAGCAUCAUAAGAGGCAGUAGUCGUUGCUUCGUUAGUUAUUUUGAACUUUUGUGUGGAGAAAAUGCAGCGUUAUGGUUUUCAUUCUGCUUACUGCUCCAAACUUGAAUUGGUUUAAUUAUGACACCUUUUGACAGACUUGUAGCACAUGCUCAGAUUUCUUUUCUGUCAUCAUUCAUCCUGUUUAGAUGGGAUGUGUUUACAGAGCAGUGGAAAAAGAGUUUACAAACUUGAAUCUUAAAAUCCCACAUGAAGCCGAACAGAAAAAGAAAAAGGAAUUGCAGCAUCUUUUCAGCUUUCUAUCAGACACAGUCGUGACCUUUUGUCUUUUUGAAUUGAGACUUGAAUCCCCGAGUAUCCUAUGAUGUUGAAAUGCAAUGUUUGUAUCGCACAAUGUCUGUUAGUAGGCUAUUUCAAGAGUUCAGACCAAUCAAAUAAAGUGGAUCAGUUCUCUACCACAGAAAUGCA